UGGUUUCCUGCUGACCCGGGUCUGGAUUGACCCGGGUCAGAAGAUCCCCGAGGAGUGCCGAAAGUUUGCGUCUAUGGUGUUCUUUUGUUCCUCUGAUAUUGGCUCCGAGCUGCAGGGUAGUCGCGCCGCAGUCGCUCUUGCGCCUUCCCCUGAUCAGCUACCGGGCGAGCAUCCAGAACAUGAGAGCCCAGGUGCUUGUGGACAUGGGUUCUAACAGGCGCGAGGAGCUUGGAUUGACCCGGGCCGAUGGGCAGCCCGGCGCGCCGCCGCUGCGCCAGUGGCAGUGCUCGGGCUCCUGCGGGGGGCACAAGAAUCGGGGCUGGAGGACCUCGUGCCAGAUCUGCGGGCGGGCCGCUCCGCCCUGGGCGCUGGCAGCCCUCGCGCGCCGUGGGACGCAGGAGCCAGCGUUCAGGUCUGCUCCGCCUCCUGGCGGCAUGUGGGGCCGCGGGCCGCCGGGCUCCGACAUGGACCAGGACUCGGGCAAAGUUAUCAAGGAGGCGGUCGAGCAGGCCAAGAAGGAGCUGCAGCAGGAGCCCCGGCAGGCGCUGCUGGGCGACCCGCUGCUCGGGCUCUCCGAGGUACAGCAGCGGGCCAUCACCCUCAAGAUGGGCGGGGCGCAGGCCGAGGAGGUGGAGAAGCCUGCCGACCUCCGCUCGAAGACGCUUCAGGAUCUGCUCCAGCGGGUCAAGAAGCGCGAGAAGCAGGUGGUCAACACCACUGAGCGCGUUCGCGAGGCGCGUGAGGCCGCAGAUGCGGCGGCCAAGGCGCUGCGGGACGAGGAGGCGCUCCUGGCUCGGCACCAAGCGUCUCUCAAGGAGCUCAAGCAGAUCGUCAAGGAUAAGGAGAUCGCGGAGGCCGUCCCGGUGCUGGGGCAGACGGCCGCUACCCUCGGCCUGGCUGGCGUCGACCAGGCGCUGGCUGUCAUCCACCAGCUGUCCGAGACGCUGUCGCAAUUCGAGGCCAUGCCCGGGCUGGCAACCUUCGCCGGGCAGCUCCGCACGUCCGUCACCGAGCAGCGGCAGGGGAUCGCGCAGCAGCAGCAGCAAGCUCAGGUCGCCGAGGCUGCACGAGAGGAGGCAGAGGCCAAGCUGGCCGCUGACCGGGGUGCUGCUGCUGCUGCUGCUCCUGCUGCUGGCGCGGAGCCUGGUGGCGGCGAAGCCAUGGCGGUCGACGGCGGCGGACUCGACGUCGACCUUGACGACCCCGACCUGGCCAGCAAGCUCAAAGAGGCCGGCCUCGGGGAGUUCGACCUCUCCCAGGAGGCCGACAGGGAGAAGGUCAAGAGGGCCCAGGACCUGCUGGUGGCGCGCUUGGCUGCUGGUGCAGCUUCGGUGGCCCACGGCACCCAGUGCGGGAGAGUUGGAGGCGGCGGGGGUGCGCCCACCGCGCCCCACGUGGUGUUGCUGCAGGAACACCGCCUCAAGGAGCCGCGCCUGGUGGACUCGGCCAGGAAGUGGGCCUCGCAGGGGGGCCUGAAUUCGGUCUUCGGCCACGCGGAGUCUACUGGCGGCAAGGCGAACCAGUCGUCCAGCGGGGUUGCCGUGCUCAGCUCCUUGCCGCUGCUGGAUGGCUUUGGUGCGCUGCAGGAGGCCCUGCCGCGCAGCCGCUUCCAGGUCGGGGUGGUGAGCACUGGCCUGGGGGUGCCGGUUUACUUCAUCAGCCUGUACCUCACGACGAAGGUCGGGCUGACGGAGCCGAACCUCACACACCUCGAGAGGCUCCUGGGGGGGAUCGCAGGUCUCCAAGGGCCUUGGGUGGUGGGAGGCGACUGGAACCUGGAGCCCGCGGAGGUCCAGGAGUGGGCUCGUCUAGCCCAGGGCGUCGCGGUGGCACCCGAUAUCCCUUCCUGCGAGGGGCGAGUCUUAGACUUCUUCGUGGUGUCCCGUGUGCUGGGGAACUUCGUUCGCAGCGUGGAUGUGGUCGACGGGACGGCCAUCCGCACGCAUGUGCCAGUAAUGUUGCGGCUUCAUGGGCUCCACGCUGAAGCCAAGGUGACGAGGGCUGUACUCCCCACGGCCUACCCCAUCGUGCUUCCGCCGCCCACGCGCCCUGCCCCGCCGGAGGUCGGCGACAGCGCGUGGCCCUGGGAGGCAGGAGGCUUCCCUUCCGACCUUCAUGCCGCGACGCUGGCCCGGUUUCAGAGGGCAGAGGCUUACCUCUCCUGCCUGCACGGCUCUGGCAGCCGUAAGGAGGGCCGCUGCCAUGGCCUCCGGGAGCAGCGGGCCCCCUUCGUCACGGAGUGGCAGAGCCAGCUCAAGGCGCGCACUUCGGCCGAGUACCGCUGCUGGGCUGGACUCUUGGCGGCCUGCCAGCGCGCGUGCUCCUUGCAGGCCAUAAUGCGCAGCAGGAGGUGGUCGAGGUAUUCGGCACUCAACCGGCAGCUGAAGGUCAUCAACUCGUUCGUCAUCGAAGAUGGUUGGUGGCCGCAGUCAGGGGCUCUGGCCAACAUGUCCGUGGAGAAGAUGCUGAAGGUGUUCGGCAGCGACUCGGCCUCCGCCUCGUCGUACCUCCUGCGGGUCAUGGAUGACCACGUGCUGAGCCUGAG
This is a messenger RNA of Prorocentrum cordatum, 2545 nucleotides long. Lineage: Eukaryota; Dinophyceae; Prorocentrales; Prorocentraceae. The record is from the annotation of a GenBank genome assembly.